CGCAUAUAAGGGCGGCGGCCGCCAGCGGGGACACCCGUGCUGGGGGCUGCCAGGGCGAAGGUGACAUCAUGGUGCUGUCCGCUGCUGACAAGACCAACGUCAAGGGCGUCUUCGCCAAAAUCGGCGGCCAGGCCGAAGAGUAUGGCGCCGAGACCCUGGAGAGGAUGUUCGCCUCCUACCCCCAGACCAAGACCUACUUCCCCCACUUCGACCUGGCAAAGGGCUCUGCCCAGGUCAAGGGACAUGGCAAGAAGGUGGCGGCUGCCCUGGUCGAAGCUGCCAACCACAUCGAUGACAUCGCUGGUGCCCUCUCCAAGCUCAGUGACCUCCACGCCCAAAAACUGCGCGUGGACCCCGUCAACUUCAAACUGCUGGGCCAGUGCUUCCUGGUGGUGGUGGCCAGCCACAACCCCUCUCUCCUGACCCCGGAGGUCCACGCUUCCCUGGACAAGUUCCUGUGCGCUGUGGGAACCGUCCUGACUGCCAAGUACCGUUAAGACGUGUACCGUGGCUGGAGCUGGACCCGAGGGGCACCACCAGCCCUCCAACAGCGAGCAGUCAAAUGUUCUGAAAUAAAAUCUCUUGCAUUUGUGCUCCA
Empidonax traillii (willow flycatcher) is the source of this 598-nucleotide messenger RNA. Its product is annotated as hemoglobin subunit alpha-A. The record is from RefSeq and is a predicted model, not a curated record. NCBI's taxonomy places the organism in Eukaryota, Metazoa, Chordata, Aves, Passeriformes, Tyrannidae. Gene Ontology annotation, molecular function: haptoglobin binding; organic acid binding; heme binding. Gene Ontology annotation, cellular component: blood microparticle; haptoglobin-hemoglobin complex; hemoglobin complex. The coding region runs from base 69 to 497 and encodes 142 amino acids. Gene Ontology annotation, biological process: oxygen transport; hydrogen peroxide catabolic process. The transcript has 3 exons.